AGGAAGAGAGUGGGAGUGAGAGUAGUAUGACGCCGCUUGUCUCGGAUGCUCACAGUGAUCAUGGCGGACAGCGCGAGUGAGAGUGACACUGAUGGAGCGGGCAGCAGCUCGGCUGCUCCCCAGUGCUCCACUUCUACUUCUUCCUCUUCUUCCAACAAACAACAAGGUUUCGUGAUUUCCCCGUUCCGCCUGGAGGAGCUGACAAAUCGCCUGGCGUCCCUGCAGCAGGAGAACAAAGUGCUGAAGAUCGAGCUGGAAACGUUCAAGCUGAAGUGUAAAGCCUUGCAGGAGGAGAACAGAGACCUUCGCAAAGCCAGCGUCACAAUACAAGCCAGAGCAGAACAAGAAGAGGAGUUCAUCAGCAACACGCUGUUCAAGAAGAUCCAGGCUUUGCAGAAGGAGAAAGAAACCCUCGCUGUGAAUUACGAAAAGGAGGAAGAAUUCCUUACCAACGAACUCUCUCGCAAACUCAUGCAACUUCAGCAUGAGAAAGCGGAGCUCGAGCAGCACUUGGAACAAGAGCAAGAGUUCCAGGUCAACAAACUGAUGAAGAAGAUCAAGAAGUUGGAGAACGACACCAUCUCCAAGCAGCUCACCUUGGAGCAGCUCAGACGAGAGAAGAUUGACUUGGAGAACACAUUGGAGCAAGAACAGGAGGCACUGGUCAACCGACUGUGGAAGCGGAUGGACAAACUUGAAGCUGAGAAAAGGAUUCUCCAGGAGAAGCUGGACCAGCCGGUGUCCGCUCCUCCGUCCCCGAGGGACAUCUCCAUGGAGAUCGACUCUCCAGAGAACAUGAUGAGACACAUCCGUUUCCUGAAGAACGAGGUGGAGAGGCUGAAGAAGAACCUGCGCACCGCUGAACUCCAGCACACCGAGAAGCGAGCUCAGUACAUCGAGGAGGAGCGGAUCAUGCGGGAGGAGAACAUUCGGCUGCAGAGGAAGCUGCAGCGGGAGGUGGAGAGGCGCGAGGCUUUGUGCAGGCAGCUUUCAGAAAGCGAGUCCAGCCUGGAGAUGGACGACGAAAGGUACUUUAAUGAAAUGUCAGCCCAGGGUCUUCGUCCUCGCACUGUGUCCAGUCCAAUCCCUUACACUCCGUCCCCAAGCUCGAGCAGACCCAUAUCCCCAGGGCUGUCAUAUGCCAGUCACACAGUGGGCUUUACCCCUCCGGCCACACUGACCCGUGCCGGAAUGUCCUACUACAACACGCCAGGUCUGCACGUGCACGUAGGAGGUUCACAUGGGAUCGCGAGGCCGUCCCCGAGGAGAAGCAACAGCCCGGACAAGUUCAAGCGUCCGACGCCACCUCCUUCCCCUAACACGCAAGCUGGAGCACAGCCUGGCCCCCCUCCUCCUCCACCGCCCCCUGCAGCACCAGUGCAGCACCAACCGUCCUCACAGCCAUAAUAAUGCAUGAGCUCAGAGUGGACUCGGACCAGAGCUACUGUAUUCCCGCCAAGCCAAAGGCUUAUCUAUUCUAUGUACAUGGAGUCAGCAUCUUCCUCUUGCACUGAGAAUCAAAUAGGCUUCACUGUUAAUGUGUGGUGUUUUUUUUUUUUUUUUUUUUUUUUUUUUAAUCCAUUUUGGUUUCGAAUGCAAUUCAGUGGACUUGUCGUACUAAUUCCAACACUAAACCUGCUUCCCCCCUCCGACUAGAAGUCAUACGAAUCUGUAGAAAUGCAGAACCGCUUCUGGCAGAGCGUGAUAAAGGGAGUGAACGUUAAUCGAUUUCCUGCUCAGCUUUUUAAAGCGCAUGUAAUGCAAAAGCGCUACCGAAAGAACUCCCAUGAGCUUUGCUUACAGAAAAGAAAAUAUGUGAGAAGUGUUUAAAUAAUUUUAGAGCAUUUUUCCAUAUGAACGAGUCUUCUAGCAGAAACACAUUAUACACACGCAGCCAGCCAGGUGCUUUCGAGGUCUCCUUUCAUACAGUACGCAUUAGAUGGGCCCGGUGGGAAAAGUGUAGCUAAUGGCUUUUAAAGGAUGCAGAAGAGCAACCAUGCACACUUGCUUAAAUGACCAAUUAGCCAGAGGUGUAUAUGCUGCGGAUGCUGUUCUGUUCACGCCUAACGGCAAAUCAACCAUGCUCACGUGGCAGUAAGCGUUUGAUUUUGACAGACUGAUUUAAAAAACAAAAAACAAAGUGCAUGCGUGAAAUGCAGCCAGGGCUCGCUGAGGAAAUUGAUGGCUUACUGAACACAAGUAAUGCAUAUUAUAUAUGUUAUUUUUUUCGCUCAGAGUGUGAAAGCAUUCUUAAUAGCGCAAAGGGAGAAAGAAUGGUUUACUUUUAUGCUGUUCGUUGGUUUAUCACCGUUUGCAUCUGUUUAAUUGUAAAACGUGUACCAAUACAUUCUUUAUUCUUUCACCUCGCGUCUUUGAUCGAAAUGUCUCAGAUUAGGCAGAAGGACCCAGGUGUGUACGAUGUUCUCGUACCCAUUUCUCAGACACAUCCUACUCCUAACAGUGUAAAUGGUACCACUGUGACUUUCCCUCCCCCCCUUUGUAAUGUGUUCUCUAGUACAGAUGUGAAUUUAUUUGGGAAAAGAGUCGUCACAGAGAGAAAGUGUAAAUAGACAUAUCCCCUUUUGUAAGCGUUGUAAAAAAUUAUAAUAAUAAUUAUGCCAUGACACAAAUUCAUCUUUUUUUUUUUUUUUUUUUUGAAGGAUUUGAAAUCUCUCUCUAUGAUUGGAAUGUAUUUGUGAUCUCGUCUUCAACCUUCCUGUCUUGGUUCUUAUUCAUUUGUUUACACAUGUAUACAGUCUGUUCCGGGUUACCAAAUAGCUUUCGGUUUGCGCAGCUUAAAAACAAAAAUAAUGUAAAAAGGCAGAACAAUAAAACACAAAGCACUUACUGUUUAUUACAAAGAACGCUAAUUUAUUGGGAAAUUACAGCAGAUCAAAAUGAAAAAUGAAAUUUCUGGUACUAAGCAGUUCCGUUGUGAUUAAGGCACUGAUGUUUAGUGAGGACACAGUCAGCGGCAACAUGCCUCUGAAGUGUGGCGUUUUUGGCGAACUGUCUCGCUAUAAAACCUGUUUGUGGUUUAGGUGUAUCAGUUUCUCUUUUCUUUUUUUUUCUUCUUUAUAAGAUUCCUGGAAGCAUAUGUUGUUCUUUCCUUUUCAGUUUGUUUCAUCAUUUCAAUGUAAAUAUUCGUUUCAUCGUGUAAAGGAAAAAGACAUUGUACUUUGUUUUACCAUGAGGUGUUUCAAGAACAUUUCAAGUUUCAAAUUUUACUCAAAAGUAAGAUUUCGCUCAUUUUCGUUAUCCUUGUUGUUUUCUUUUUAAGACUGUUUGACAAAUGAAUGUAACGUUUGCUCAUGUUUUACUGCUAUCUUCAGUGGAUGGAACACCUUUGAGCCUUAACUCACUGUGGUAUUGCUAAAUGUAAGCAUUAUCUAGCUUAUCCCAACAUCAAUUAAUUAAAGCCUUAAUAAUGUGGA
Molecule: messenger RNA, 3434 nt
Organism: Clarias gariepinus (North African catfish)
Lineage: Eukaryota; Metazoa; Chordata; Actinopteri; Siluriformes; Clariidae
Gene: ccdc6b
Product: coiled-coil domain containing 6b
Exons: 9
Coding region: 46-1407 (453 amino acids)
Source: RefSeq, a predicted model, not a curated record